GGCGGGGCCAGAACGAAGCCAAGAUGGCGGCCAGCGUGGCGCGGAGGUGCCCGUGGGGCCCGGCGCGCAGGCUUGGCCUGCUCGCCUACCGCAGCUACAGCAGUAGCGGGAACAGCUAUCCGAGUAUUCCGCUGACAGCACCUCUGCCUGGGGUGCCGAAGCCUCUCUUUGCGACUGUUGACACACAGCAGGGCUUUGAGACAAAAGUGACCACGCUUGAGAAUGGACUGAAAGUGGCUUCACAGAAUAAAUUCGGCCAGUUCUGUACUGUUGGGAUUCUUAUAAACUCAGGAUCAAGAUAUGAAGCAAAAUAUGUUGGUGGCAUUUCUCAUUUUCUGGAAAAGCUGGCUUUUUCUUCCACAGCUCAGUUUGGCAGUAAGGAUGAGAUCCUUCUCACUUUGGAAAAACAUGGUGGUAUCUGUGAUUGCCAGGCAUCAAGGGAUACUACAAUGUAUGCAGUUUCUGCAGAUGUUAAAGGCCUGGAUACUGUAGUUAGCUUGCUGACUGAUGUGGUUCUACAGCCCAGGUUGUCAGAUGAGGAGAUUGAGAUGACUCGUAUGGCAGUUCGCUUUGAGUUGGAGGAUUUAAAUAUGAGACCAGAUCCAGAACCAUUACUCACAGAGAUGAUUCAUUCGGCAGCUUACAGAGAAAACACUGUGGGAUUGAGCAGAUUCUGUCUACCAGAGGACAUAGAGAAAAUUAAUAGAGAAGUCCUGCAUUCAUACUUGCAAAAUUACUACACACCUGACAGGAUGGUUCUGGCUGCUGUUGGGAUUGAGCAUGACAGGCUUGUGGACUGUGCCAAAAAGUACCUCCUGGGAACCGAGCCAGUAUGGGGAAGUGCGUCAGUAAAGGAGGUAGACAAGUCAGUUGCCCAGUACACUGGUGGGAUCCUCAAGCUUGAAAAGGACAUGUCUAAUGUGAGUUUGGGACCCACUCCAAUUCCAGAAUUGGCCCACAUCAUGAUUGGGCUGGAAACCUGUUCAUUUCUGGAAGAAGACUUCAUUCCCUUUGCUGUCUUAAACAUGAUGAUGGGUGGAGGUGGAUCUUUUUCUGCUGGAGGGCCAGGCAAAGGCAUGUUCACUCGGCUGUAUCUCAAUGUGCUCAACCGGCAUCACUGGAUGUAUAAUGCCACCUCAUACCAUCACAGCUAUGAAGACACAGGUCUCCUGUGUAUCCAUGCCAGUGCAGACCCAAGACAGGUCCGAGAAAUGGUGGAAAUAAUUACUCGCGAGUUCAUUUUAAUGGCAGGAGCAGUGGGAGAGGUUGAGCUUGAGCGAGCCAAGACCCAGCUACAGUCCAUGCUUAUGAUGAACCUGGAAUCCCGGCCAGUGAUCUUUGAGGAUGUUGGGCGGCAGGUGUUGGCAACAAGCACACGGAAGCUGCCUCACGAGCUCUGUGUUCUGAUAGGCAAAGUAGGAACAGAAGACAUCAAGAGAGUGGUGACAAAGAUGCUGCAUAACAAGCCAGCAGUGGCUGCACUGGGGGACUUGACAGAGCUGCCCAGUUACGAACAUAUCCAGGCAGCCCUUUCCAGUAAGGAUGGGCGACUCCCACGGCUAUACCGGCUCUUUCGUUAAAGCUGCAAACAAGGAUUUCCUGUGGCUCAGAACAGGAUGCCGCUCGGCUCAUGCUCCAGAGCUGCUCUGGUGUGUCGGCUUGCGGCCCUGCAGGACUUCUAGGGGUGCUGAGAGAGCUGCCUUGGGUGCUUCUGGGAUUUGAGUUUUCAACCAUGGUAACAGCUUGUAUCAGAUGACCGUGAGCCAUUCACCAGGACUUGUUGCUCACCAUGGGAAAAAAUGCCAAUAAACUGUUCAGUGGGUUAGGCAUCCUGUAUCAUCUUGAUUUUACUUGUCCACAGAAAAGACUUUCUGAGGCUAGCACUAAAAAGUAGGUAGUAAACCAAUCUUCCUUUAACCAUCAGAAAAUCACUGUUAUUGUUCUUUAUAGAAUAGUGUAGGGAUUUGAGCAAACAUGCAUGUGAAAUCUAUAUAGGUAAGAUAAUAUGCAUCUAUACAUUAAGAUGGGAUCAAAUUAACCAGCUGUAACCUUCAGCUGACGCCAAGGAAGACUGAUGUCCAAAAAUUGGGAGGAAGCAUUUUGAAUGAAGAGCAGGGUAGUGUGUCAUUUUUGUAACUAUCCUUUUUAUGUACUGGUUGAUGUUUAUUGCAUCUUUAAACUUUCAGAGUGCAUUCAGCUUACACAAAGGUAGGUUUCUGUCCUAAAUCUCAGCUAUAGGAGUGUCUGAAGAAGGAGCUGGGUCCCCUGUGAAAGUGUGGGGUGUCACUUUUGUCUUGUGUGUUGUUGCAGAGUGGAAAUAAAUCAAAAUAAGUAUGUGACACU
Messenger RNA from Heteronotia binoei (common prickly gecko), 2343 nucleotides. RefSeq names its product peptidase, mitochondrial processing subunit alpha (gene PMPCA). Gene Ontology annotation, cellular component: mitochondrion. Bases 24 to 1580 code for a protein of 518 amino acids. The transcript has 14 exons. Gene Ontology annotation, molecular function: metal ion binding; metalloendopeptidase activity. The record is from RefSeq and is a predicted model, not a curated record. NCBI's taxonomy places the organism in Eukaryota, Metazoa, Chordata, Lepidosauria, Squamata, Gekkonidae.